UGAUUAUCCUACCGUUGUUGGGCUGAUUGGUGGCAGUGGUCUCAGUAAAUCCGGUGGUUGGGUUUACAUGUUUUAGUUGUAUGGGAGGCUGGGAAAGUCAGUCUCGCUCACAAUAGCUCUAGUUCCACCCUCAACGUUCCAUUCUUUCCUCUACUCUUCUGUCUGACUUUAUCGUUUAUUGUAUUUUUCUACACUUCUCGACGGCAUUUCACAUUCCAGCUGUUUGUCGUUGUGAAGGUGUCGCCGUUGUGUGGCAUUUUCAAACUUGUUGGCUGCAAACUAUACGAUCGGUGAUUAAAGCGGUCAAGUUUUUGGGACCGCUGUAGCCAACAAUCGGGGCUCAGAGAGCGUUGUCGAUUGCCUCGAAUCCUAUUUCUCAGGCUCGCUCGCCUGAUAUAUAUCAGACCAAUUAUGCAUUCCUCCCGGAUACUACAAUCGGCCGCAUCGAUCCUCGCUUUACUGGCCCAAUGUCGACUCUCCGAGGCGACUCCGCUCGAAUUCAAGGAAACCGAUGAAAACGGCCUAGAGAAGCGUUGUGAUAACCUUUGCGGUUACUAUCAACAGCUUUGCUGUGCGUCAAGCGAAGUCUGCAGUACAAAUAGUGCCGGUGAAGCUGUCUGUGUCGCCUCAACCACUAGCAGCGGCAGCGGGAGUUGGGAAUACUAUACCACCACUUACGUUGUGACAGAAACCGGUGCGACGACGGUCACCUCUGUAUGGAGCACCUGGGUCGCAACCACCACAGGAAGUUGCCGAGCUGAUCUCGGUGAAACUACCUGCGGUAGUGACUGCUGCGGCGCCGCGUAUGUCUGCACCAACAACCAGUGUGUUUUGGGCAGUACAUCAGUUUGGGCCACUGAAACCGAAACCGCGACAGCCCCAGUGCGUGGAACAAGCACGAGCACUGUUACCCAAACCGUUUCUCCAACAGUUACUCAAGGGUUCGACGCUCCUGUAACCACCGACGGCGUAGCCGCGUAUGGGGUGGACGCACCGGACCAUGGCGGUCUAAGCGGCGGAGCCAUUGCGGGUAUCGUGAUUGGAACAAUCGCAGGCGUGUUUUUGUUGCUUCUUGUUUGCGCAUGUUUUUGUUGCCGUGGCAUAAUUGAUAGUCUUCUCGCUUGCCUGGGUAUCGGAAAGCGCAGGAGGACAGACACAACAUAUGUUGAAGAGCACUAUUCCCAACAUGCACAUGGAGCUCGACCCGAAGGCCGUACCUGGUUUGGAGCUCGACCAUCAGGACCCGACCAGGGCGGCGAAAAGAAAUCUCGCUGGAGUAAUCUCGCCACUAUUGGAAUUAUCAUCGGCGCGCUUGCGCUUUGCCUGGGCUUGAGACGGAAGAGAGACCAGGAUGAAAAGAGUGACUACACCUACCCGAGUUACUAUAGUUACUACACCAGCACAACUAGCGACAGCUCAGACCGACGAACCCGACAGAGCAGGCGAUCGAGAAGAUCCGGGUCUCGAACACAUUCUUAACGAUUAAUGAUGCAAUGCUGAAGUAAAAUGCAUGAUAAAUGUCUUUAUUUUUUGGUCGAUAUGAUGAUGAUUUCUUGUGAUUUUUCUUUCCAGUGAUUAAGCCUUUGUAGGCUGUAUGAAUUUUCGAAUCUUCCCCUUCGCCAUCCCUCUGUGGUUGAAAAUGCUCUGGUUCUGGGUUCGCGAGCGGCGGAUAUGGAUGUAAAUAUGUGAGACGGAAUAUAGUGCAAC
Messenger RNA from Aspergillus ochraceoroseus IBT 24754, 1707 nucleotides. RefSeq lists its product as uncharacterized. The coding region runs from base 412 to 1479 and encodes 355 amino acids. NCBI's taxonomy places the organism in Eukaryota, Fungi, Ascomycota, Eurotiomycetes, Eurotiales, Aspergillaceae. The record is from RefSeq and is a predicted model, not a curated record. The transcript has 3 exons.